Messenger RNA from Aureococcus anophagefferens, 1473 nucleotides. RefSeq lists its product as hypothetical. Gene Ontology annotation, cellular component: translation release factor complex. Gene Ontology annotation, molecular function: GTP binding; translation release factor activity; GTPase activity. The record is from RefSeq and is a predicted model, not a curated record. The transcript has a single exon. NCBI's taxonomy places the organism in Eukaryota, Pelagophyceae, Pelagomonadales, Pelagomonadaceae. The coding region runs from base 1 to 1473 and encodes 490 amino acids. Gene Ontology annotation, biological process: translation.
AUGGCCGCCGCGAUCGACGAGGCCGCCGCCGCGCCCGCCGACGCCGCCGCGCCGACGGAGCCGGAGCCCGCGGCGGCCAAGGAGGAGCCGGAGGAGGAGGUCGCGGAGGAGGAGGUCGCGCUCGUCGAGGAGGACCCGCGCGAGCACCUCAACGUCGUCUUCAUCGGCCACGUCGACGCGGGGAAGUCGACGCUGAGCGGCAACAUGCUCUACCUCACGGGCUUCGUCGACAAGCGGACCAUCGAGAAGUACGAGCGGGAGGCGAAGCAGCGGAACCGCGAGUCGUGGUUCUUGGCGUUCAUCAUGGACACGAACGAGGAGGAGCGGGCCAAGGGCAAGACCGUCGAGGUCGGCCGCGCGCCCUUCGAGACGGAGGUGAAGCGCUACACGAUCCUCGACGCGCCGGGCCACAAGUCGUACGUGCCGCACAUGAUCUCGGGCGCCGCGCAGGCCGACGUCGGCAUCCUCGUCAUCUCCGCGCGCCGCGGCGAGUUCGAGACGGGCUUCGAGCGCGGCGGCCAGACGCGCGAGCACGCCAUGCUCUGCAAGACGCUGGGCGUGCGGUUCCUGCUCGUCGUCAUCAACAAGAUGGACGACCCCACCGUCCAGUGGAAAAAAGAGCGCUACGACGAGUGCGUGUCCAAGCUCAAGCCCUUCCUCAAGACCUGCGGCUUCAUCAUCCGGAAGGAGGUCAAGUUCAUGCCCAUCUCGGGCCUCGUGGGGUCCAACGUGCUCAACCAGGUCGACGCGGCCGUCUGCCCCUGGUGGCAGGCGUGCGUCGACGCGGGCGACCACAACACGACGGACGCGACCUUGAUCGGCUGCCUCGACAAGCUGACCAUCGAGGGCCGCUCCGCCGAGUCGCCCGUGCGCAUCCCCGUGCUCGACCGCUUCUACGAGCGCGGCACGAUGGUCAUGGGCAAGGUCGAGUCGGGCCGCAUCGCCAAGGGCAUGAAGCUCACGAUCAUGCCCACGAAGCAGGAGGUCAAGGUCGAGCAGGUCUACGUCAACGAGACGACGCCCGUCUUCUCCGCCAAGCCGGGCGAGAACGUGUCCUUCAAGGUCUCCGGCGCGGCCAUCGAGGAGAUCUGCAAGGGCUUCGUGCUCUGCUCGGCGCCCGUCUGCCGGGCCGUGAACAAGUUCACGUGCCAGCUCGCGCUCGUGGAGCUGCUGGAGCACCGGCCCAUCUUCACGAGCGGCUACACGUGCAUGCUCCACGCGCACACGUGCGAGACGGAGGUCACGUGCUCCAAGCUCCUGAGCCAGGUCAACGCCAAGGUCAAGCCCAAGCCCGGCGCGCCGCCGCGGCCCAUCUGCUUCGCCAAGCAGGGCGCCGUCGUCAUCGCCCAGCUCAGCGUGCCCGAGACCAUCUGCCUCGAGGUCUUCGAGGACAUGAACCAGCUCGGCCGCUUCACGCUCCGCGACGAGGGCAAGUCCAUCGCCAUCGGCAAGAUCAUCUCCCUCGACGAGUAG